This is a messenger RNA of Ilex paraguariensis (yerba mate), 518 nucleotides long. Lineage: Eukaryota; Viridiplantae; Streptophyta; Magnoliopsida; Aquifoliales; Aquifoliaceae. The record is from the annotation of a GenBank genome assembly.
GCACAACUAGUACUAUUGCGACUGUGGAUCGCUCAGGGAAAGACAAUAUCAACAUUCCGAACCUAGAAGGAAAUGUUCUUGAUUUGGUUAGUCCUAAUUCCUUUUUAGGUACUAAUUCCACAAAUCCACCUAAUGUAGUGGAGGAGAAUCAGGAUUUAAGUAGGAGAACUAUGGAGAUUGAGGAUAUGGAGAAAGCCAAUGAUUCACUCAGAGACGGAAAUAAUUUUGGUAUGGCAAGUCUUAAUCCUGAUUUAGAAAUGAAAAGGAAUGAUUUUGAUAUGGCAAGUCCACAUGAUGUAGAGGAGGGACAUUUGGAAAAUAUAGCGUUGGUGAUCACCAAUGAGCAGCCUGUUGGCCAAUACUUGCUAAAUUGGCAAAAUUCAUUGGCUUCUGAUUCUACUUUCCAUGUGGAUUGUGAGUAUGUUAGUGCUGAGAACUGUGGUACACCCCUGGAUGAUGAAAGAGGUUUGCUUUGUACAAAGGUCCCACAUGAUAAGGGCUUCCACUCUGAAGAUUAA